UCUUACUUUUACUUCUUAACAAUAGGUUGCGCUAAGAUUAUCAACAAUAACCAUUUGUGUAUGGUGUUAAAUAUGUAUUAUUUUUGUAUUUAGUUCAUUAAGUAGUUCAUUAAUUAAUAUUCUGCGGCAGUACCUUGUAAAAGCCUUAUAAAAUAAUAGUAUCAUAUUAAAAAUAUUACAUAGGUAUACGUUAAUGUUACCAUAAUACUUUGAACCAUGGCUGCGAAAGUGUAUCAAUCAGAUCAGGAAUUGGAAACGAAGGUUAAGAAAGGUUAGGACUCAACUGAGCGUAUAUCUGAAAAUAUGCACAUAGUUGCAAACGAACCAUCUCUUGCCUUUUAUAGGUUACAGGAACAUGUAAGAAAAGCAUUGCCUCCGAUGGUGGAGAAACGUGUUGAAGUGCUUGCUCUUCAGCAGCAACUGUUAGGCAGAUGUUAUGAUGUAGAAUAUGCUGUGAGCGCAAUUAAAACAAUGCAUGGUGCUGGAAAAAGUUUUGAGAAUACAUUAGAAUUUAUAAAAAAUGCAAUAUUUUUCAAACAGCAAUUGAAAUACGAAGAGCAACGUAGACAUAAAAAAGACAGCAAUAGAGAUUCUGUAUACAAAAGACUAUCUGCCCACAUUCCCACAUUAGAUCAUUUACCGGAUGAAAUAUCUGAUGUUGUAAGAGAAACUGCAAAUAGAGUAGAAUCCAUGAUGAAUCAUGCUAGACAUUCUACGGAGAUUCAAAAAACAAGCUAAAUAACUAUUUUUUAUCAUUUCUGAUAUUGUGGAUUUAAUGUGUAAACAAAUUACGAUUAUUAUUAUUACUGCAAAAAGUAUCACCAAGUUGUAAACAGGUAAUUUGCAGUCAGAAAAUAAUCUAAAGGAACAUGUAAUGAAUAUUAUUGAAAAUUAUUAUGAUGCUCUUAAUAUCGUAAAAUAUUUAAAUACUUUCUAUAUAUUUCUGGUAUUUCGUAUUACAUUUGGAAGUUAAUUAUCAUCACUUCAGAAAAGAAUAAUUAAAAUCACACUUUGUUGUUCAUAUAAUCCCAUGUAUAGAAUUAGAUCGCAUAGAUGUCGCUAAAUUCGCAUGAGUGGUGUGUAUUGUCGGACGAAUUGGUGUAUAGAAUGUUGGUUGAUAUAUGAAAUUGUGAUAAAAAAAGACAAAGUAUGAAUUGGAACGAUUGUUGAACGAUAAUGUUCAUUUGAAACAUAUUUUAUUAUUAAAGAAGUUUUAC
This is a messenger RNA of Osmia lignaria (orchard mason bee), 1217 nucleotides long. The record is from RefSeq and is a predicted model, not a curated record. Lineage: Eukaryota; Metazoa; Arthropoda; Insecta; Hymenoptera; Megachilidae.